Nomia melanderi (Alkali bee) is the source of this 2288-nucleotide messenger RNA. NCBI's taxonomy places the organism in Eukaryota, Metazoa, Arthropoda, Insecta, Hymenoptera, Halictidae. The record is from RefSeq and is a predicted model, not a curated record.
CGGUAAUUUCGAGGCUUAACCAGACACAGGGGCGUCCCGCGUCGAUGAAGCCGAACUAGCGAGCUGCGAACCCGCGGCAUUCAACGCUAACUAAAACUACCAUUGAACACCUCCCUCGGUGCUCGAAUCGCUUAGAACAGGUGGAUCGCAUAAUCCGCAGAACAAUACCGUAGUUGCAGUAACUAACCGGCAGUGCCUUGCGUCGAUCAUCGAACCAACGGAAACAAGGCGAAACAAACCGAGGACCAAAGGAACGCAAUAACAACGGCACGCGAAGUACUUCGUAGAAGGGACGAAGGCGAAAAAAGAGGAUUUUCGGGGCAGUGGGCUUAGAGCUACGUCAAUACGAGCGCAACGUCCGAGACUCCGGGCGGCUUGUCGAGGUGCAGCAAGUGCCUGGACGAUAUGAGGCUGAUGCAGAGAGUGGCGGUGAGCGGGCUGCUGUCCGUGAUACUGAUCGUCCUUCUGACGGGUACGUUCGUGACCCGGCGCAGCCUGGCGAACGUGGUCGACCGCGGCGUGGCGCCGGAAGAGCGUAACGAGCCGCUGAACCCGGCCUGGGUGCAGAACAACGCGAUCCCUGGCCAGGACGAGCCGAAGAACGGCAACGAUGAUCAGCAACAACAGCAGCAGCAGCAGCAACAGCAACGGCGCGUGGAGUUCGCGAACAGGCAGUCCGAGCCGUCCGCGGUUGGACCCCCGCCGGUCCCCGUGCCCGGCCCGUAUGUCAUUAAACCGCCUAAUCCGCCCCUGGAUGACGUGACUAAUCAGCGCCGCGAGAAGAUCAAAGAGAUGAUGAAGCACGGCUGGGACAACUACGUCAGAUACGCCUGGGGGAAGAACGAGUUGAAACCGAUCUCGAAGAAAGGUCACAGCGCGAGCAUCUUCGGCGCGUCGAACAUGGGUGCGACGAUCGUCGACGGUUUGGACACUUUGUACAUCAUGGGGCUGCACGACGAGUUCAAGCAGGGCCGUGAUUGGAUCGCAGAAAACCUCAAUUUCGAUAUCAACUCUGAGAUAUCUCUUUUCGAGACAAACAUUCGUUUCAUGGGAAGUCUGCUGGCCUGUUACGCCCUCACCGGGGACGUGAUGUUCCGGGAUAAGGCGGCUCAGCUUGGCGAACGGAUGUUGCCUGCUUUCCAGACGGAAACCGGAAUUCCUCAUUCCCUCAUCAAUCUCCAUACCGGGGCGAGCAAGAAUUACGGCUGGGCGAGCAGCGGGUGCAGCAUACUGUCCGAAAUUGGCACGAUGCACUUGGAGUUCACGUAUCUCAGCGACAUCACCGGCAAUCCCGUUUUCAAGAGUAAAGUCGAGACUGUCAGGAAGGUGUUGAAGAACCUGGAGAAACCGAGAGGACUCUAUCCGAAUUACAUUCACCCGAGAACCGGGAAGUGGGGACAACAUCACAUGUCGCUGGGAGGGCUCGGCGACAGCUUCUACGAGUACCUGCUGAAAGCGUGGAUCCAGUCCGGCAAGGAGGACGUCGAGGCCCGUCAAAUGUACGACGAGGCGAUCGCCGCGAUAGAUCAACACAUGAUCAAGACAUCGCCGGGGAAGCUGCUCUACGUGUCCGAUUUAAAGUACGACAGGCCUGAUCAUAAAAUGGGCCAUCUGGCGUGUUUCGCUGGCGGCAUGUUCGCAUUGGGCGCCAAAACUCUGGAAAACGAAUUGUCCGAGAGAUACAUGAUGGUUGCCGGUGGUCUAACCAAUACGUGCCACGAAUCUUACGAUCGAAGCUUGACGAAGCUCGGCCCAGAAGCUUUCCACUUCAUCGAGGGCAACGAAGCGAGAAGUUUAAAGAACGGCGAGAAAUAUUACAUCCUUCGACCGGAAACCUUCGAAUCGUAUUUCGUGAUGUGGCGGCUGACAAAGGACCCGAAAUACCGUGAGUGGGGAUGGGAAGCGGUCCAGGCGUUGGAGAAGUACUGUCGUGUUCCGGGAGGUUUCACCGGACUUCAGAAUGUUUACACGGUUGAUCCGCCGCAGGACGACGUUCAACAAAGCUACUUCUUCGCCGAGACGCUGAAGUACCUCUACCUGCUGUUCAGCGACGACGAUCUCAUAAACCUGGACGACUGGGUGUUUAACUCCGAGGCGCACGUGCUCCCCAUCAGGGGCAACCCCCUGUACCGGCCAGCCCCGUCCUUAUAAUUCGAAAGGGCGCCUCACCGUUCGACCGAGCGACGCACCGCCGCGAGGCCGUCGUAACGGCGAGAUGGUCCCUCCGUCAAUGCGGUCGAAGACGAUUCAGCUCGGGAACGGAAACAGAUGAUAACCAAAAAAUAGAG